CCCAAUUAUUGUUGUGUCUAGUUAUUUAUUUUCUUCCUGUCACUUUAGGUACAUGUUUAAACAUUACCAACAUUUUCUCAUUUUCCAAUUUGCUGUGGACGAGAUCAACAAGGACCCCCAUUUGCUACCCAACAUAACUCUGGGAUACCAGUUGUUCAGUAACUUCCAUUCUAAUGAACUAGCUGUGGAGAACUCUUUGAUUUGGUUGUCAGGGAUGGGUCCAACCAUUCCUAACUACAAUUGUGAAAUGCAGCACAAAUCAGUGGCUGUCAUUGGUGGAAUUUCUUCUAUACUAUCCAUGGCCAUGGCCACCAUGUUAGGACUCUAUCAAGUCCCACAGGUCAGCUAUGGCCCAUUUGAUCUUCUCCUGGCUGAUAAUGUCCAAUAUCCACAUGUCUUUCAGAUGGGCAGCAGGGAAUCCACUCUGCAUCUGACAGUGAUCAAAUUAAUGUUGCAUUUUGGCUGGACUUGGGUAGGGCUGGUUAUUUCAGAUAACAUGAGAGGGGAACAAUUCUUCAACAAUUUGAAAGAGGAGAUGACCACGAGUGGUAUGUGUCUGACUUUCAUGGAACGAAUUCCCCAAAAUAUGGGUCUUGAAUAUGAUAAUUCCUUUAAACUCUUUUCUAAGAUCAUUUCAUCAUCAUCCAAUGUGAUUUUCAUCUAUGGAAAUACAGACUCUCUUAAUGAAUUGUCUAUUACAAUGAAUGAUUUUAACUUGUAUGGAAAAUUGUUGAUCACCACCUCUUCUUGGGAUUUUUCUUCAGAUUUUACUAAAGAAAUGAGCCCUUUUCAUGGUACACUAAUAAUUUCUCAAAUCAAAAGGGAAAUUCCUGGUUUCACAGAUUUCCUAAGAAGUGUGAAACCCACUGUGAACACUGAGGAUAUUUUCCUAAAGAGUUUCUGGGAGAUAGCCUUUAAUUGUAGACUUUCAAAAAAGGGUACUUUAGAACUGCUGGAUUCUUUUUGCCCUGAAGGUGUGUCCUUUGAAGAUGCAUCUCAUAUCCAUUUGGAUAAGACCAUAAUGGACCUGAGUUAUAAUAUCUACAAUGGAGUCUAUUUAUUGGCUCAUGCUUUCCACCAACUGCUUGAAAGACAUGGGAAUAACUCUUUCUUUUCGCAUGGAGUAACCAAUUUCUCUCCUUACCUUCAGCUCCACCGCUUCCUGAGAUGUGUCAAUCCUGACCUUGAUGACAAGGAUGAAUUAUGUGUGUAUGCUGCCAGGAUGGCUGAUGAGAGAUAUGAUAUCCUGAACUUUAAAUCUUUCCCUAAUCAUAAGGACACACAGGUGAAAGUUGGAGAAGUAAUUGGUCAUGGAAAAGAAUUAAGCAUUCAUGAAGAGGAUAUAGAGUGGCCAGAAGAAUUUGCUCAGACUCCAAGUUCUACAUGCAGUGCCAGCUGUGGCCCCGGCUUCAGGAAAACGCUCCAGGAAGGUCAGCCCAUCUGUUGCUUUGACUGUACUCUCUGCCCUGAAGGGGAAAUUUCCAAUCAGUCAGAUACAGAGCAGUGUCUGAAAUGCCCUGAAGAUCAAUAUCCAAACAAGGAGAAAGAUAGAUGCCUGCCCAAGACAGUGACUUAUCUGGCUUAUGAAGAGCCUCUGGGAAUGACUCUGACUGUUGUAGCUCUCUCCCUCUCCCUCCUGACUACUCUUGUCCUUGGAAUCUUCGUGAUGCACAGAAACACCCCAAUAGUCAAAGUCAAUAACCGCAGUCUCAGCUACACUCUGCUCACCUCUCUCACCCUUUGCUUCCUCUCCUCCUUGCUCUUCAUUGGGCGUCCUACUCCAGCCACCUGCCUCUUAAGACAAACCACAUUUGCCAUUGUAUUCACAGUGACUAUUGCUUCCAUCUUGGCCAAAACCAUCACUGUGGUUCUGGCCUUUAGGGCCACUACCCCAGGUAGUAAGCUUAGAAGGUGGCUGGGAACAAGAGUAUCUUAUUUACUCAUUUUCAUUUGUACCCUUAUCCAGAUGGGCCUCUGUGGCAUCUGGCUGGGGACAUAUCCCCCAUUCCUUGAGAUGGAUACACAAUCUGAGGCUUCCUUCAUUGUCUUUCAGUGCAAUGAGGGCUCCCUUGUUGCCUUCUACUGUGUCCUUGGCUACAUGGGCUUCCUGGCCUUGGUCAGCUUUACAUUGGCUUUCCUGGCAAGGAAUCUGCCAGACACUUUCAAUGAAGCCAAGUACCUGACAUUCAGCAUGCUGGUGUUUUGCAAUGUCUGGAUUUCCUUCUUGCCUACAUAUCAGAGUACCAAAGGGAAGGUCAUGGUGGCCAUGGAGAUCUUUUCCAUCUUGGUCUCCAGUGCUGGGAUUCUCAUCUGUAUCUUUACUCCCAAAUGCUAUGUGAUCCUUCUGAGGGCAGACAGAAAUACUCUGAGCAUUCUGAAAAGCAAAGCUAAUCCAUGA
Molecule: messenger RNA, 2398 nt
Organism: Monodelphis domestica (gray short-tailed opossum)
Lineage: Eukaryota; Metazoa; Chordata; Mammalia; Didelphimorphia; Didelphidae
Source: RefSeq